Messenger RNA from Caenorhabditis remanei, 351 nucleotides. RefSeq lists its product as uncharacterized. Lineage: Eukaryota; Metazoa; Nematoda; Chromadorea; Rhabditida; Rhabditidae. The transcript has a single exon. The coding region runs from base 1 to 351 and encodes 116 amino acids. The record is from RefSeq and is a predicted model, not a curated record.
AUGUUUCAGAUUCCUCUCGUCCUCGCCGCCUAUGGCUUCGAGCCCCCCUUGGAAUGUACUCCGAGUCCUUGGAAUGCUUGCCAUUUUCCCGGCCAAUAUUGUGUGAAUGGUCAAUGUCGUGACGUCAGGGAGUUGUUCGCUGAUGAUGGUGCUCCAGAAUCUGCUCCAGAAUCUGACCAAUGCCAUCCGGAGUGCCCACACGACUACAAUUGUAUCAAUGGCAAAUGCGUCCGUUAUGUCGAAGAAUCCCGUGGAAGAGUGAAGAAGAGUUGGCCAGAAUGCCUUCACGAUUUUAUGUGCAAAUACCACUACUGCUUGGGAGGAUUCUGUCUUACUCCACCGUUCCUCUAA